AUGUCAGCGCAGCAGCAGUUGUCGGAAAGUUUCUGCGAUUCAACACAGCACACCGGUGAAAAUUGGAUGAGCUUUCUGCCGCAUGAAGUGGUCCAGAAGCCUUUGGUCUAUGUUGCUAUACCAGGAUCGCAUGAUUCCUUUGCCCAAGCGCUGUUCGAUAAUUGCCCAGUAGCGAAUGACAAAAGUCGACUUUUCCGGGAAAUCGGGCGAUUCCGACUGGUGCGCCGUAUGAUUCGACGAUGGGCAACAACCCAGCGGUUUUCAGUGGUUGAACAACUUCAUGCUGGCGUGCGGUAUUUCGAUGUUCGAUUAACAGUUCCGUUGGCGACAAAGUUGGAUGGAAUCCGUGUUCUUCAUGCUUUAUACGGUGAACGCAUUGAGCAGUUUCUCGUGGACAUCAAUGCAUUUUUGGAUAGCCAUUCACGAGAAAUAGUCAUUCUCGACUUCAAUCAUCUUUAUAAUUUUGACAACAAUUCAUAUGCUCAGUUCUUGAAAAUGCUGGAAUGUGUGUUUGGCUCGAAAUUGUGUCCAAGGGAAGAGGAUGUAACGAAAAUAAGCCUAGCAGGUAUGUGGAGUGCCGGUUAUCAAGUGAUCGCCAUAUCGGCUGCUGAAAAAGGAGCGCCAAGCACAUCGUGGAUCUGGGGACCGCGUUGUAUCAUGAGCCCGUAUGCAAAUGUUAACCGAACUGAUCGCUUAUUCGAAUUUCUAGGCCGAACACUACGAGAUCAUCGGAAGGGCCCGAGGAAUGUGUUCUUUGUAACGCAGGCAAUUUUGACAGCAAAGUGGAAAGAUGUGUCACUACAUCCAUUUUCCACACUCGAAAAUCAUUGCGCAUUAAAGUGCACGAAGGAAGCCACCGUCUGGAUCACAACAUUUGAUGAGCCAUCUUUCUUCAACAUCAUUAUUUGCGAUUUUGUUGAUCUCUUUGACUUCUGUGACGUUGUAUUCUCACUCAACAGCAAGUCGUCCUCCUGA
Messenger RNA from Gongylonema pulchrum, 975 nucleotides. The record is from the annotation of a GenBank genome assembly. Lineage: Eukaryota; Metazoa; Nematoda; Chromadorea; Rhabditida; Gongylonematidae.